UUCUGAUGUAGUGAAUAUAUAAAAUCGUUUGAUCAAUCACCCUUUUUAUUUUAUUUCUGGCGGAAGUCGCUGCUUGGUUAUGUCCUCGCGGUGAAUGUGAUGUGUUGUGCACGCUCCAAAUGUCAAAUGUCAAAACGCGGCACUUUCAAAGUUAAGGUGACAUCUAGCUUUGGUAUUCCAACAUGAUGUUCUACACUCAACUCUUCACUUCCAAGCGGGGGCCUCUUGCCAAAAUCUGGCUAGCAGCGCACUGGGAAAGGAAACUCACAAAGGCCCACGUAUUUGAAUGUAAUUUAGAAACAACAAUCAAAGACAUAAUUUCCCCUAAGAUGAAAAUUGGUUUGCGGACAUCUGGUCAUCUGCUCAUUGGUGUGGUCAGGAUCUACUCCAGGAAAGCGAAGUAUCUCCUUGCAGACUGCAGUGAUGCCCUGGUUAAAAUUAAAAUUGCUUUCAGGCCAGGUCAGACAGAUUUACCUGUAGAGGGGCUUGAGGCAACACUAAAAGCAAUUACCUUGAUCGAAGAUUUCACUGCCUUUGAUGCCCAGCUACCAAAACCAAGUGACAUAGAUGUGGUGGACCACUUUUCACUGAACCAGUGUCGAUCAGAGGAAAUCACUCUGAAAGAGGAUUAUGGAAAUGGAUUUCUGAACAUGGUAGAUUUCGGUGAGGAGACCCCGAGCCACCAUGAUGGGCUAAUGGAUAUAACAUUCCAGAGCCUGACUCAACACGGAGAUGCUUUUGGGGAUGAGGAUAGAGGAUUCAACCUACUCGACUUUCUGACAAACCCCAGUGAUAAUGCUGAGUCCACCGACUUCAUCCUCGAAGAGCCUCAAAAUCAAAAUUCAGAGAUCUCUGCACUCACUCAUCAACAAGAUGCUGACAACAAGAUGUUGGUGACCCCUGCACCGAGUGAGACCACCGUGCUCGCUAAUGAGGAGGAGGCCUUUGCCCUUGAACCUGUGACCAUCACUCCAAAUUCUGAGAAAAAGAGGGGAAAGAGGAAACGCAAGUUGGUUGUGGACCAGUCUAAAGAGCUGACCAAUGAAUUCAUCAGAGAGCAGCUUUCCGACUAUUCCGAUCUGGUUGCCCCAUUGGACAUGGCCCCACCAACCCUGCAGCUCAUGCAGUGGAAAGAAAGCGGGGGUGCAGACAAACUCUUUGCACAGCUGUGUUCCACUGUAGCAACUCCACACAUAAAGGAGGGGGCAGCCGACGCCCCUGGCCGAAACAGGGAUGUAGACAAAUUUCCUCACAAAUUACAUGUAAUCUGCUUUAUGUGUAUAGUUCAAAGGGACAUAAGCGCCCUCACCACAGACAACGUCAGUAUCGCAGAUUCAUCAAUAGAUCUCGAAAGAAGCCACAACACUGAGCCGACAGACCCUGAUCACAUAAAUGACAAUCAACUUGGGAAUUACUCAGAGCUGGCACAAGAUGAAAACAGGUCGGAGUUCACUCAUCCAGAACUUCCGUCAGAAGACUCCAUGUUUGUCCAUCCGUCUUGCAUACAGCAGGAGACUCCGUCAACCUCCCUCCACACUCAGUCUAUGCUCGACAGCCAGGACUUUGAGGAGAAGAGGAUCAGCAGGCGUACACAGAAUCUUCUGAACACACUAAAAAGCCAGAGCAACAGUGUUACCAUGUUUAGCCUGAAGGCACUCUGUGAAGAAAGCACUCGUUUGCAGGCUGCAACCACUUUCUUCUGUCUUCUGGUCCUGAAAAAACAAGACGCCCUUCAUCUGAACCAGAGAGCACCCUAUGAGGACAUCCUUCUUACUCCUGGACCUAAGUUCUACAAUUAGUAAAUCAGAAAACAGUUUCUUUAAAAAACAGAGGUGCCGUUCUGGUUCUACUCUAUCUGCCUCAUGCACAAGUAUCAGAUGUUUGCGUUGCUAUGUCAGUUUCCCAGGGUAAAAUUUAAUUUACUCAAAUAGGUUUCUGGGCAGAAUGGUAAAAACAGCUUGAAAGAAAGAUCUAACUUUAUAUUAUAUGUCACACACACAUUAAUAUAUGAGUGUGUCUUAAAACUUGUAAAUAUUUUGUUUGUUUUCUGCACUUUUCUUAAGUAAGAAAUUGGAAAAGGAUCAAUGAAUCACUCUUCUCUAAAACUCUUUGCCAGACUGUUUUUAUUAGGCCUGCCGCAUCAUACAGUAUCUAACACUAGAUACAUGUAUGGCUUUCACGUCCCUAAAUAUUUUAAAUAAUUGAGUAUUUAUUUUUUAUAGUGUUCAAUAGCAUGACAUUACAGUUAUUCUUGGGAUCUUUGAGGACUGAAAUGUCCUGUAUGUUCAGUUGGUGAUUUACACCAGUUCCUAUUCUAUUUAUUAUAAACAAGGAUUUUAAGUAUGUAUGUACUGUAUGUAAGAGCUGCUAUGCACCAGCUGCCACCUGAACUGUUGUCGUGCAAAAUGGACAUUUCAUUAUAAGCAAAUAUUGCAAAAGUAUUGCUCUAAAGUACAGGUAUUAUUUGUAUAUAUUUAACAUUGUUCCCUGUUUCCUAGCACAUAUACAUGUUUUCUUGAUUUGGAUACAUUUGUGCAGCUUUAACAAGUUUUAAUUUUAUGUUACUAAAGUUUGGGAUAUGAAAUUCAAUU
This is a messenger RNA of Etheostoma spectabile (orangethroat darter), 2591 nucleotides long. It is a transcript of the gene rad21l1, whose product is annotated as RAD21 cohesin complex component like 1. Lineage: Eukaryota; Metazoa; Chordata; Actinopteri; Perciformes; Percidae. Gene Ontology annotation, molecular function: protein binding; chromatin binding. The record is from RefSeq and is a predicted model, not a curated record. Bases 183 to 1799 code for a protein of 538 amino acids. Gene Ontology annotation, cellular component: cohesin complex. Gene Ontology annotation, biological process: sister chromatid cohesion; replication-born double-strand break repair via sister chromatid exchange. The transcript is spliced from 14 exons.